UGUUAUACCUUAAUUUAUUGGUGAUGUUUACAUCAUAUUAAACAAAAAGCAAAGUGUUUUAUUAUAUAUUUAAUUUUCUAAUACCAAAAUAAGGCUUAAUGUAUAAUUAUCUAACUUAUUUCAUUUUGUUUCACCUCUUGGAUCCAGUACUGUAGAGCGUAGUUUUGUUAGUGUUAUCGUGAAAUUGUUUGUUCUAACUAAUGGCUUACUCGAUCAUUUGUGAAUGGAAUGGUUUUACUAACACUGAUACUAGUAAUAAGCAGUAGUAGUACAGUAGCAAUACUGACUAAUACUAAGUAUGAACUCGGACUAGGUGUAUGACUUAAUAGUAUUACUAGUAAUAAUAAGUACUAGUAUACGUACCCUCGUUGCUAUGCAUAAUUUUAUGUUUAGGACAGUGUUGCAGUUUCUCGGUCCAAAAACCAGUAUAACUUAUAAGCAAAGCCGUAUCCAGCGCUGAAAAAGCAGGGAGGCAAACUCUCGAAUGAAUUUUAUCACAUAAAGGCCCCCCUUUUCGCAGGAAAAAUAAUUACAGCAGAACACUGCAUAUCUAUAAAAUAUUAUUUUUAAUAUAAGGUAUAAAGUAGGCCCCUUUUAAGCGGGGCCCCCGGCAGGGGGUUCGAUAGGCUGUCUCAACGAAACAGGGACUAUGUAUACACCAAUCUUUAAAUAAAACAUAAUAUACAAAGCAAUUAAAAACUGAUUGGAUCCCCGUUUUAAAUAAUACAUAAUGUACAGAGCAAUUAAAAAAAAUGAUUGGGACCCAUUUGUUUACUGAUUGGAGUUGCUUUCCUAGUUUUGUUUGUAUCCAGUGUUACAAUUUUGCUUAUAGUUAUAGGGGAAACCCAAUUUUUUUGGAAAAAGCGAGGAAGCAUUUGUUUCCUCUACCUCAGCCUGGUUACGGCGGUGAUAAGUUCCAAAUUGCGUCUUUUACUUCAUGUUUUGAUUCCAAACAAAACGUGCUAGUAAUGUAAGACAACUGAUAAUGAUAUUCUAUUCUUUGUAGAACACGAUACAUGCAUGGGAACUUUAUGUUACAAAGUUGAACCUAUAAAUAUACUGACCUGUAUAUAAUCGUGACAAAAACAACUGCCCUAUCACAAACUAUUUUAAGUAUUUAUCACUAUCACUGAUACUGUGUGAUAGUAUCACUAUCAGGAAACCAGCUAUGACAAUGAAAGGACCCAAAGCGAAAGUGGAUGGGAAGAAGACGGGAAAUAAAAAUUCUUCACCGGGCAAAGGACGAACAAGGAGUAAAAGUCCUGGUGGUAAGAAAGGAAAAGGAAGAAAAUCAAUUACAUCCAACAAGACUGUAACGCAGGUGGAUAUCUUCAGUACAGAUGCUAUGGAAAAUGCCUAUUAUACAUGUCAUAAUGUUGCUGAUUUCCUGACAAUCAGAGGAUUCCCUUGGGCUGGUACUCGAAGAAAGGGUAAAGGGAAAGGGAAAAAGAAAAGAAAAAAGAAAUGAAAUGGAUAUGUAUGGAGCUCGUUAACUGACAUAACAGUGAAGCGUUAAAAUUUUCUUAUCAUCAUGUUUCACAUAUUUUAAGUCACUUUUUUAAACAUAGUGGAAUCACAUAUGGAAUGGUGAAAAUAUGAAUGUAAUGGCUAUGACAUUUUUAUAGCUGCCACGAAAUAUGUAUGAUAUCUUAAGCACAAAACAUAUUCUGUUAGUCUGAUUACCAAGAUGGAUAUGUUAUGUAACUAUAUUUUUCACACUAGCUUUUUAACUAAUUAAAUUUGAUCAUUUUUUGUUCA
Molecule: messenger RNA, 1758 nt
Organism: Limulus polyphemus (Atlantic horseshoe crab)
Lineage: Eukaryota; Metazoa; Arthropoda; Merostomata; Xiphosura; Limulidae
Product: small lysine-rich protein 1-like
Exons: 3
Coding region: 1169-1468 (99 amino acids)
Source: RefSeq, a predicted model, not a curated record